Messenger RNA from Varanus komodoensis (Komodo dragon), 2578 nucleotides. It is a transcript of the gene NT5M, whose product is annotated as 5',3'-nucleotidase, mitochondrial. The transcript is spliced from 5 exons. Gene Ontology annotation, molecular function: 5'-nucleotidase activity. Gene Ontology annotation, biological process: pyrimidine deoxyribonucleotide catabolic process. NCBI's taxonomy places the organism in Eukaryota, Metazoa, Chordata, Lepidosauria, Squamata, Varanidae. The record is from RefSeq and is a predicted model, not a curated record. The coding region runs from base 1 to 720 and encodes 239 amino acids.
AUGGAAGAAGUGAGGACGAGCCAUGCUGGGCUGGGUGGACUGAGAGGGUCUGGCAGAGCGAGCGCUCCAAAGCAUCCGUUGCUGCAGGCUGCCGCACGGGAGGAGAGAAGGAAAGCGGGGCCAUUUCCGCAGCCCUGCUGGGUGAACUAUUUUCUCCUCCUCCCUCCCCAUUCCUCUUUCCUUGUAUGCUGUGUCCUUUUAGACUGCAAGCCAGUGAUUGUAUGUAAAUUGCCUGGGGGGGCUUUUUUGGCAGAGGAGCUAUAUAAAAAUGCUUCUAAUCAAGUUCCCCCCACCCCGCAGGAAAAGGCAAUCAGCAUUUGGGAGUCGAAGAACUUCUUCGUGGAACUGGACCCGCUCCCAGGAGCUGUGGAAGCUGUGAAGCAGAUGGCCAAGUUAGAGGAGACGGACGUCUUCAUAUGCACAAGCCCCAUCAAGAAGUAUCGCUAUUGCCCCUAUGAAAAGUAUGCGUGGGUGGAAAAACACCUGGGCCCAGAAUUUCUGGAGCAGAUCGUUCUCACCCGGGAUAAGACGGUGGUCUCUGGAGAUCUGCUGAUCGAUGACAGGCCCGAUAUAAUAGGCGCUGAGCGGAGCCCCAGCUGGGAACACGUGCUCUUCACGGCCUGCCACAACAAGCACGUGGCGCUCCCGCCUCCACGCCGCAGGCUGCACUCGUGGGCCGACGACUGGAAGACCAUCCUGGAAAGCAAGCGAGCUCUGUAGAGCCAGCCAGCCCUUCGAGCGGCUUCCCGGCAUGCCUGGCAAGGGGCAGGUUCGCCCGCAGGCCCGAAAGACGAGUGGAGACGCACCCCAGGCAGAAACGGGGGUGGCUGCAUCUCUGGGUUCGGUUCUCCCAGGCAAAAGCUAACAGACGUGAAAGGCGAAAGUCUUCUGCGGGGAGCGCAGAAGAAAGCAGCCCCAGAGCGGCUUCCGGUGCAGAACCUGCUUGCGGGGCUGCAAGAUGGCCCGUCGUGGCCGCGGGACAGAGAUGCUGCCCACCUAGAAACGGCCGGUGUUUCCUGAGGACUCUGGGUGCCUGGCCCGAUCGCCCCAUCAGGGGUCUUCCCAAGCCCUGCUGAGCUUCACGUUUGGCCUCCAUGGAGGUGGCCCGCUUCCUUCCCCUGCGCUCCCAGUGGGCAGCUCUCCAUUACGGGGCCACGUUCACAGUCGCCUCUGCGGGGCGCCUUUGCAAAAGACACGUUCCGGGCCCCAAGCCCACGAAGCCGUCUCCUGCUGGAGUUCCAGGCCAACAUCUCCGGCAUGCAGGGGCCGGGUUCCCAUUCGGUCGCCCUUUCGACUGCCAGUUCAGCCUCCCUCCCAUGUAAGCCCAGCACAGGCCCCUCAGAGGCACGCGGGCCUUGGCUGCGCUUGGCCAGCCGGGGAUGCUUGGAGCUGGAGCCCCCGCAUGCCUGGACGGUGCUCUGUGGGGAAGGCGGCCUCGCCUCUAACCCUCCCCAGCAGCCAGCGGCCCGUGUCCGCCCUGCUCUGCCGCCUCAUUCAGCUGCAAACGCACACGGCCAAGCAAGCCGCAUCCCCGCCUCAGACCCCCACGCAGCCCGCCCCCAAACCUCUUCAGAGAAAAAGCUUGCGCCUCAGCCAGAAAGGGGCCCCACCUGGCUGGCUGGUUUUCUCCGCAGAUAAAUAUUUAUCUGCCUACUUACUCAGUGUACAGUAGGACACUUAGGCUUGUGAGUCCACAGCCUAGAGCCUGAAAACCGGCCUGCCAUCCCACGGUGCUGCCGGCCAGAAGCGGCCCGAGUGGGUGCUCCGUCAUGUGGGUCGCGUGCUGCUGGAGAGAGCCACGUCCAGGCGGGGCCUUCCUGCCUGAAGCCGAGCGGACGAUGCUUCCUGCGCCCGGUCGGGUCAGGUCGCGCAGUCCCCUGCACACCUCACCUGGGGCAGGCAGAUCCUGCAAGCGCUUCUCCCUCUUGCCGGCGGGAAAAAUGCAGCCGCCACGGUUGCAUAGCUAGCAGUUUCCUGUCUUUUAACAACAGCCUCCGGGCGCGACCCGCUGCCAGUUUAAGCAGGGAAAAGGCCAGUUUAGACGGGAAGAUGUCUGUGGCUUGAGAGAGUCCUUUUUUCUGUCCAGACUGGCAGAAGGUUGCACUUAAAAUCUGCUGACUGAGGCAAACAAUUCACCCCGCCUUAUGGCCGGGCCGGGCCAGUCCGGAAGUGGGACAAGCCCAUACUGCAGUCAUCCCCAUGAUAAGCUGGGCCCCAUUUAUUCCCAGUGCCAAAACAUUUCUUAGAUGGCAAAAACUUGUCCUCCAGUAGAAAAGCUUUGCAGCUUCCAAAAGAAGCCGCGGCUAAAGCUAAACAUCUCUUUUUUCACAAAUCAAAACCUGGCAGAACUGCAGAAUCGAUUUGGCGGUGGAUGUCCAACAUUUUCAGGUAGAGUUUUCUGAAUUCGAAUGUCUCCUGUACAAUGAGAGAGAGCUCUUGAGUUGAAAUGAAUUUGAAAGGCUCAAUGUCGGUUUGUUCGUCUGCAUCAUUUGACACCCCAUCUGCUGCAUCCGCUGUUGGAAAUCUAGCAAUGUGCAUAACUGGUAGCAUUGAAAAAAUAAAUUUGAAUGCAAACCGA